AUGGCAAGAACAGGUCAUUCCACCAACACGACUUCCGGAAGACACAGGGCGCGUCAACCACAGUCGCAGAAGCUCACAGACAAGGAGAUUUUGGAGUUGAAGAACUACCUUCCUGAGUGGACUGCCGCCAAAAGGAGUGAGAAGAGGGGGAUUUUCACUGCCAUAGCAAGGGCAGCCAGGUUGUUUGCUCCUAAGGUGGACCAAAAACAAUGGAAAAAGAGGAAGCAGGUGUACAAGACUUGGUUGUUCAACAACAAGAAAAAGAAGGAAAGGAAGGACACCAUCAAGUAUGGGAGGAAAUGGACGCCCAGGAUGGUGGUCUACCAGCAGAAACGCGAAGAGGUGCUGAAGAGGAUUGAGGACGAGUCGGGGGUAAAGCCCGGAGAUCCUGGUAUGUUCAAACAUUAUCAGGUGGCGGUGAAGAGAGUCAUGGCUGAAUUGGACGACAACGAGUUGGAGAAGGCGAAAGAAACAGCGGAAGAGUGGUCCAACAACUGUCCGCCUCUGGAGAUACAAGCACAAGUCGCCCGUAAGAAGGGUCCGGCAUAUAUGGAGCACUUUUCGAACGAGAUGUGGAGGCAAUGUGGGAUGAGAGUUUUUGUGAUGUCGGCUUGGAAGAAUGAAAAGGGAGAGGUGCUGUUCGGGAUGCAUGAUGAUAACGAGGCCUUAGGAGACGGGGACAGCUUCAUGAAGACAAAGGACUGGGAGGACAUUGAGCCAGUGUGGCAGGAGUAUGCGCAGGAACAGUUCGGUGCCGGGGCACGGGAUGGAGGACGUCAGGUCAAGGGAGGUCGAAAAAGAAUUCAAAAACCAGCUUUCAAACUAGAAAUGGAUGGGGAGGGUAUGCCACUCCUUCCCGACAUCACCGACACGAAACUUGAGGAGAAGAAGGCCAUAGUGAGGGCCUUUCUUACAUCGCACUAUCGGAUAUGUUCCGGGAAGGACAAGGCGGUCGUACCAUGGAGUGCCAUUGUACAAAGUCAGGAUGACUUCGUGGCCCGGACAUAUCUUCCGGCAGAUCAUGCUCAGCAGGAAACAGGAGAAGGUCCCACAUUUCUGUUCAAAGCAUGGAAGAACAAAGAUGGGGACAUGGUACCAUCUGUCAUAUCUGGCAAGUCGCCCUCUCCUCAGACUAGUAUAGUGAGAAAGCAGCAGAGGGUUACUAUCCGAGGGCCUCGGGAUUCGUCGACAGAAGCUGAGAGUGAUAAGGAGAGUGCCACUAAUCAUACGGAGGAUGAUGUGGAUGAUGACCUGGCUGACGGGAGACAUCCGCUGAAGAAACCCAGGACGGGAGGUCCUACACCAAAAGGGACGGCAGUCCCACGUGCAAUUCCAAAGCCUCGCCUGGCCAAGCCGGCCAAAAAAGGUGCAUUACUGACAUCAAGAAUGGGCAACCUCCUUGCUGGGUUAACUGAAGACGCGACCAGCGAAGUUAGAGAGGAUGUUGAAAUGGAAGAGAGUAUCACGCCGCCGGCACAGAAAAGGGGGCGGGGCAAGAAAGUCACAGUUGAACCAUCCACGAGGACGACCCGGAGUAAGUUGCAAAUGCCAGUAGACAGUACACCUAGAGUAACCAGAGCACAGGGACGCACUUAA
Suillus plorans is the source of this 1596-nucleotide messenger RNA. RefSeq lists its product as uncharacterized. NCBI's taxonomy places the organism in Eukaryota, Fungi, Basidiomycota, Agaricomycetes, Boletales, Suillaceae. The coding region runs from base 1 to 1596 and encodes 531 amino acids. The record is from RefSeq and is a predicted model, not a curated record. The transcript is spliced from 6 exons.